AUGCUGCGUACCUCUCUCCUCCGCGCAUCCUUCGUCCCGAAGACGCCGACGACAGCCCACCGUGCCGCCUUCUCCUCCGCCGCUGCCAUGGCGCAAAAACUCCGCAUUGGUUACGUUCCGGAGCACUUCUCCACACCGCUCCACUUCGCGCACAAGCACUAUGGACUCCAGGCGGACCUGGUGCCCUUUCCAUCCGGCACCGGCCACAUGAUCCAGUCGCUGCAGGGCAAGGAGAUUGAUGUCGGCAUUGGUCUCACCGAGGGCUGGGUUGCGGGCAUUGGCAAGGCCAUCGCCGACAAGGGCGAUGCGAAUGCUGCGGGCUACAAGCUGGUGGGCACGUACGUUGAGACGCCACUGUGCUGGGCGAUCAGCGCGGGCGCGAAGAAGGACAUUGAUGUAGACGGGCUGCAGGGCAAGAAGAUUGGCGUCAGUCGCAUUGGAAGCGGAUCCUAUGUGAUGGGCUUUGUGCUGGCCGACCAGCAUGGAUGGCUCUCUCAAACUAAGCCGGGCCAGCCGCCCUUUGAAGUCGUCCCCCUCAACACCUUCGCCAAGCUCCGCGAUGCUGUCAAUGACGGCACUGCUGAUUUCUUCAUGUGGGAGCACUUCACCACCAAGCGCUACUACGACAACGGCGAGAUCAAGCGCAUUGGCGAGAUAUAUACGCCGUGGCCCAGCUGGCACAUCGUGGCGCGUGAUCCGACCGACAAGCGCAUGCAGACCAUGAGCGACGCCAUCAACAAGGGUGUUCAGCAUUACAAGGAGAACCAGCAAGAGGCGAUCGAAUACAUUUCGACCGAGCUGGACUACUCUGCGGAGGAUGCCAAGGAAUGGACUAAGACAGUUCGCUUCGCCGACGAAGUGAGGGGCGUUAACCCGGCCGUGGUGGAGAAGACAAUUGAAAUCCUGAGCAAGGCCGGGGUCCUGGAUGCCGGCAAGUGUGGCGUGGAGGAUAUGGUCGCAAUCAAGCGUGAAGAGAGGGCGGAAUAA
This is a messenger RNA of Diplodia corticola, 987 nucleotides long. RefSeq names its product periplasmic binding ii. The transcript has 3 exons. The record is from RefSeq and is a predicted model, not a curated record. Bases 1 to 987 code for a protein of 328 amino acids. NCBI's taxonomy places the organism in Eukaryota, Fungi, Ascomycota, Dothideomycetes, Botryosphaeriales, Botryosphaeriaceae.